AUGCAAAGUGGUGGUUCUUCAUCUUCUUCAAGAAAACGAAAGUCAAUAGAGGCUUUUGAUGUUGCUAUUCGGGAUAGAGUACGGAGAGAGUAUUUGGUUAAAGGUCCUUGCCAACCAAUUGGGAAUACAUAUCCGAAAAAGAAAUAUGAUAAAGGUGGUCGAUAUGCAGAAGAUGCUUUUACAAAGACAGGCUUUAACAAUUGGAAAAAUGCACUAGAAAAAUUCAAUCAACAUGUUGGGGCUGCAAAUAGUUGUCACAAUAAUGCUCGAAUUCAGUUUGAAGCUUUUCAAGAUCAAAGGCACAGUGUGGCAAAUGUAUUUCGAGCAAAUACUCGUAAGGCGGAAGUUGCAUAUCGUGUUCGGUUGACUGCUUCAUUGGAUAUGACUUCUCCACGAAUUCAAAAGGAAUUAGCAAAUGCUUGUGCUUCAGAAGUCACACUUGCCAUAGUCAAAGAUAUUGGGGAUAGAGUUUUCACUAUCUUGGUUGAUGAGGCUCGAGAUGUUUCAUUGAAGGAACAAAUGGGUGUUGUUUUAAGAUACGUGAAUAGUGAAGGAUAUGUGAUUGAGCGAUUUCUUGGGAUUGUACAUGUAACUGACACUUGUUCUCAUUCUUUGAAAAAUGCGAUUGAUGCUUUAUUAUCGAAGCAUAAUUUAUCUCUAUCCAGAGUGAGAGGUCAAGGAUACGAUGGAGCUCAAAUAUGCGAGGGUGUUAGAGUUGUGAAGGAUUCUUUUAACUAUAUCUCUAUGAUUGUGAAUAUGGUUGGGGCAUCUUGUAAGAGAAAGGAUCAACUUAGGAAGUUGCAACAUGAAAGAUUAGUUGCACAACUUAAUGAUGAAGAAGUGACUAGUGGAAGAGGUCAAAAUCAAGAAACUACUUUGGUUGUUGAUUUAAUUAUACAAGAGAUGAAUAAUCGGUUUUCUGAAGCUAGCACCGACUUGCUAAAAUGCAUAGCGUGUCUUGAUCCAAGAAAUUCUUUCUCUGAAUUCAAUGAGCAUCAAGUCAUUCAUAUUGCUACUUUAUAUCCCGAGGACUUCUCUACGAGCGAAUGUUUACAUCUUCCACGGCAAGUUAGUAAUUUUAUUGCUAAUGUGCGGUGUGAUCCUCAAUUUGUUGCGCUUAGUGAUUUGGGAAGUUUUGCUACGGCUUCUGUUGAGAGAGCAUUUUCUGCAAUGAAGACUAUCAAGACUGAUUUACGAAAUCGAAUGGGAGACGAGUGGAUGAAUGACAAUCUAGUUGUGUACAUUGAGAAGGAUAUUUUUUCAACAAUUGAUAACGAGCCGAUCCUGCAGCGUUUUCGAUCGAUGAAAACACGUAGAAUUCAGAUGACGCCGCUUUAG
This is a messenger RNA of Salvia splendens (bonfire salvia), 1338 nucleotides long. RefSeq lists its product as uncharacterized. The transcript has 6 exons. NCBI's taxonomy places the organism in Eukaryota, Viridiplantae, Streptophyta, Magnoliopsida, Lamiales, Lamiaceae. The coding region runs from base 1 to 1338 and encodes 445 amino acids. The record is from RefSeq and is a predicted model, not a curated record.